AUGGGCGAGCUGUGCGCGCCGGGCGAGCCAAGCUUCGAGCUGACCUCCCAGGCCUCCCCAGCCCAAGAGCUCAGCGCCUUCCGAGAGGAGCUCCGACGCUUUGCUGCCUACCGCGAGCAGCCAGAGAUUCACAGCUCCGGCUUUGCAGGUUCAGACUACUGUGGCUACUCCACCACGGGCAGGCAUGGAGAGGCUGGUUUCUCGAAGGAUGAAAGUAGCCACUCUCAAGCUCGCUGCGGAAUCCCCAUGACUGGGGGCCAGGUAGGGUUGGAGGAAGCGGAGUGGGUAGAUCUGCCUCGUCCAGAUCCCCCAAGCUUGCCGCGAGGGCUAACAGCACGGCUUGGCUGGGUGGCUGAGUUGGCCAAGGAGCCAAAGGAGUCGCUUAUUGGCCAAGUGAACGAAAUGAGCGGAGCCUUGGCCGAGCCGGAUCGCACGGAUUGGAGGUUCAAGCAAGCUAUGCGUCCCAGCCAGGCUCUUUUCCCAAGUGUUGACUCAACAAUCCUCGGCCGUUCCGCUGAAGCUGAAGUGUCUGAAGUGAAUGCAGGAAUUGCAGGAAUUGCGGGAGAGCAGAUGUGGGAGGAACGGGAGGUAGCUAGGUUGCGAAGCGAGCUGAGAGCCGCCGAGACGAAGCACACCUGCCUCUACGAUUGCUUUCAAGAGAUGGAGGGGCGCCAGGUGGAGUUGCUUGCAGAGCUGAAGGCGUUUCAGCUCGAAAUCAACCAGGAGCAGCUCCAUGUGCAGGAGCUCAAAGAUGUGAAGGCAGAGUCCGAUGGCCCCACUGCCCUGAGCAAACAGGCAGCCCGGGAGUUGACGGCGGCAGGAGCGAAGCUGUUCAGACUUCUCCAGGCGCAAUAUGUCAUGGGUCCUCUGGGUGGCGAAGUGUCCAGCCACCAGAGGCCCUUGUACACACUGCCAAAGCGCUCGUCCUUCGAUGAAGCCGCGCGGACGCUCCUCUCAGAGAUGUCUGCGUCUCUUCAAGUCCUACAAGAGCCUGUUCAGCCUGUUCUGAAUCACAUUGUCGCUGGCAUUUGUGGGAUUUGUGGUGCAUGCGAUGCCGAAGCCGACGGGGAUGCCGAUGAAGGUGAUGGGAAGAAGCGUGUCAAGCGGAAGAUGGCGAUUGUCAUUGGCUUCAUCGGAACAAGGUAUCGGGGACUCAUGAUCAAUCCAGAGGUGGAGCCAUCAGCAACCAAGAAGUCCGUGGAGGCUCUUCGCGUCUUCGCGAAUUCUGUGACAAUCGCUAUGCGCAGACCCAUGUGA
Messenger RNA from Symbiodinium natans, 1257 nucleotides. The record is from the annotation of a GenBank genome assembly. Lineage: Eukaryota; Dinophyceae; Suessiales; Symbiodiniaceae.